ACAAGCACCGAGGGAGAGGGAGCCACGAGAACAUGGUGAGGUGGCGAUCAGGUAUGGAGGCGGCGGCGCUGGUGGCGUUGGUGGUGCUGGCGGUGCCCACGCCCUCGGUCGCGACGGAUGCUCAGGGGGACUCGCUCGCCGCCGUCCUCAGGGAGGUCACAGGUCAACUGGAGAGGUUCAACACCCUGUACAUUAACAAGCUGGAGCGAGAACUGUCGAGCAGCACAGCCAAAAUCGCGGCUCUGGAAUCGGCCGUUAGGAGCAUAGGCGACCGUGCUGCCGCCUGGGACAACAUCCAGAACCACAUGACGGUCUGGACGGACCAGUCGCGCACGAUGGAGCGGAAGUUGGAUCUGCUCAACAGGUGUCACGAGAAGCAAGAUACCUGGGAAGUCAAGCUGAACGCCGUGGACGCUCUCAACCACAAGCUCACGGCGCUCGACAAGAAAAUUAACGCCAUGACGCGACUGGAGUUCAAGGUGGAGCAAGUGUCCGAAAGGGUUGAGGAAGUGAAUUCGAAGGUCAACUGGGUGAAGAAGCAGAUGGCGGCGCCGGAGCAGCCUAUGAUCACAGAAUUUGCGGGACGCGGCCUGCUCAGCUCGCUCGUGCAGAUCGAAUCCAAGCUUGAAAAUAUAUCCAGCAAGCUACCCGGCAUGGGCGGCGGCAAUGGCGGCGGCAAUGGCGGCGGCGGAGGAGGUGGAAACGGUGGAGGGUACGGCGGAGGCGGUGGAGGCGGCGGGGUCUUCUCCUCCUUCAAGAGGCCCAGGCAGGUGUACGGGUCGCGGUUCCGGCAGCUGCGCCCACGUGAACCCGAGCCAGGGAUCACUUCUCCAACGGCUUUCGUUGCAGAUGCCAAUACGUGCCAGUUGCAUCCGAGGGACUCCAGGAGACUGCAGGACGUGAGCGCCAAAGUCGACCUGCUGUUCGACCGCAUCACUGAUCCUGAUUAUGACUAUGAUUAUUUCGUCAGUCACAUCCCGCGGCCGUCGUCACUGAGCAGCCAGAGUAGCGGCCCCAACGGAGGCUCGGGUGCGGGUGAGGGUGAAGCCUCGCCCGAACACCUCUUUGCAAGAUUCUGGAAGAGUAUUUUCUCGCCUUUCAAGAAAAUGAACAGGAAGAUCAGAGUCUUUGAAAAUCAACUCACCGCUGUUCAGAAGUCGUGCAACACCAGCUUCAGCAUGGAAGGCUACGCGGCAGAAGUGGGCGGUGUGCUGCAGAAGAAGCUCAUGCCCCUGGACGAGACGCUGAGGGAGGAGAUGCUGGAGACGCGCAUUGCUGUCAAUGAUCAGGCAGCCAACAUUGAGAAGGUGUCGCAGGCCGUGGGCAACACCGCAUACAUGGGCGAGCAGUUGCUGACGGAGAUAAAGAACCAGUUCCACGCCCAGCGAGUCAUCAUCCAGGAGCGCUUCGACGAGACCCGCGGCCUCAUCCUCCAGCACUGCGCCAACGGCGGCGGAGGCGGAAGCGCGCCGCCCUACAACCCGCCCCUCGCUCCCCGCGACCCCGCCUACCCCACCACGCCCACGCCCUCCAAGCCGUCCAUCCCCAUAUAUCCGACGACGAGACUAAAGAAGGUCAGGAACAGAUACAACCGUGUACAUCCUGAUGCAGAGCCGGAAAUACACACAUUGCAAGGCGGAAGGGGACACAGGUUCAAAUAUCGCUACAAGUAUAGGUAUAAUGACCCUCUCCAGAGAGCUUUGGUACAAAGUCACCGCCAAGUCUCCAAAGUGGCUUCAAGGCCCCAGUCAGCCCAGGCCCGGAGAGGCAAGAUAAAAGGCUAUCGCCAGUCCGCUUCUCAUGAGGACACCCCGCAUGACAUGGCUCAGCCCGAGAGCCAGUCGAGGACGAGUCCCAAGCGCCAGCAAUCCCAAGGGUUGUCGGACCAGGGGAGCGCAGGGCGGUUGGGACGGAGUGCAAACGACCAAAAACCGACGGCCUCGGAGGUCAAUGACAUCAGGGACUGCACCAACCUCUUAAGUCAAGGAUACAGCCGAAGGAUCGUCUUCAACUUCAACCCGGACUCGCAGAGACACUCCAACGGGCAUGAUUACUUCCACAGGUACUGCGACCAGGAAACCGCCGGCGGAGGGUGGACUGUGAUCCAGCGGCGGGGCAUGUUUGGGGCGCCCUUCGACAACUUCACCAAGUCGUGGAGGGACUACAAGUUCGGCUUCGGUGACCUCUCGCGGGAGUUCUGGUGGGGCAACGAUAACAUAUACAGGAUGGUGCGGAGCCAGGAUACGGUCAUCCGCUUCGACCUGUGGGACUUCGAGGGCAACUACGCCUACGCUGAGUACUUGAGUUUCUCCAUCGGACCCGAGAGCGACAACUACCGGCUUAGCGUCUUCGACUACCGAGGCAACGCGUCUGACAGCUUCUCCGCCCACAACGGGUACCUCUUCUCCACCGUUGACCGAGACAACGACGAGGCGCCCGAAUGCUGUCCCUGCGCCCCGGCCUACGGUGGUGGCUGGUGGUUCUACAGCUGUUUCGAGAGCAACCUGAACGGCGACUACUUCACCAACCCGAAGGAGAACGACUACUACCGCGGGAUCGUCUGGGAGUUGUGGCUCGGCGACUACUCCCUCAGGGCCACCGAGAUCAAGAUCCGCCCCGCCAGCUUCUCCGGGGGCGUCUUCACCCCGGACCACCCCUACCCCCCUACCCCUCUGCCCGACCCGUACCCGACCGAAACCCUGGAGCCCGAGCUGCCCCUCCGACAGCCGCUGCAGAAGACAUAGGAAGUCCCGAGAGAAAGCAGGAGGACUUCCGCCUGGAGGAAUCGCCUGGUGCAGCGGUUGCACAAUCAACAUCCAGGCAGUUUUUUUUACGGAUACCAUUAAACACUUGGUGGAAAAAAAACAAUCUGAUGUUAAAUAUCUAUUUCUGUAUUAUUCUUAGUCUUCGCGAAAUACCCAAGUCCCUUGAGUUUGUAUUUCCGAAAUUCGUAGUUCACAAAAGAGCUAAGAAAUUCACCAUUACUUCCCCCCCUUACCUUUUCACUCAUCCUUGACCUUUCCUUCCUUCUUACUCAAGUGGCACUCAGUGUCCGUCCAUUAACAUAUCAGCAUGCAGAUACACAUUUCUGGAUCAUGAUGUAAAAUACCAUGAUACAUUCUCGUUGGCCUUUUGCAAAAAAAAAA
Messenger RNA from Penaeus vannamei (Pacific white shrimp), 3146 nucleotides. The record is from RefSeq and is a predicted model, not a curated record. NCBI's taxonomy places the organism in Eukaryota, Metazoa, Arthropoda, Malacostraca, Decapoda, Penaeidae.